This is a messenger RNA of Sphaeramia orbicularis (orbiculate cardinalfish), 9271 nucleotides long. RefSeq lists its product as uncharacterized. The transcript has 17 exons. Bases 277 to 9060 code for a protein of 2927 amino acids. Lineage: Eukaryota; Metazoa; Chordata; Actinopteri; Kurtiformes; Apogonidae. Gene Ontology annotation, molecular function: ATP hydrolysis activity; DNA helicase activity. The record is from RefSeq and is a predicted model, not a curated record. Gene Ontology annotation, biological process: telomere maintenance; DNA repair.
UGAUCUGCGGAUUUCGAUUUUCCAUUGCCUCUUUUUUGGAUUUCCUUGGACUUUUGGAUUUCUGGAUCCGGCUAACGCCUUCGGACAACCUUCGGACAGCCUUUGGACAGCCUUUGGACAGCGUUUGGACACCUCACGACACCUCACCUCAGUUUAACACAGUUCAUCUCAUCUUACACACUACACACAUUUUUCUACAUACAUCAUCUCUCUCUCUCUCCCUCUCUCUCUCUCUCUCUCUCUCUCCCUCCCUCUCCUUUUUGUGUGUGUUUCAAGAUGCCUCGCAAGGGACGACGCUCUGAGGCCCAGAAGCAGCGUUGGAGGAAGCCUGACGCGUCCGAGAUGCCCACCCCACCUCCGCCCAUGGACGCAACCUCCUGCUCCCGCCCUCCACGGAACAACACGGUUGGAUCCACCCUGCUGGCCGGACCGUUCUGGAGAGCGGAUGAAGUGCGUGCUAGCUUUCAUGCACGCCGCGGUACUGGUUACCGCCACAGGGUCCUUCAAUGGCCAACUUCACCCUUGACUGGGCGCGGCCACAAGUUGGUCAUUCCACCUGAGAUCCCUGGCAAGAAGUUUGUUCUGAUUGUCGGGGACUCCCAUCUACGUGCUCUUGUAGAUGGUUUUAUCUGGAUGCCAGAGUCUCAGCUGAGCUUUGGCUUCCUGUCGAUCCCGGGCGCGUCUGCUUCAGAGAUCCGCACCGAGGUUCUGCACGCUGCAGUUCCUCGUGCUCCUGAUGCUGUCUGCAUUAUGGCCCCGAGUAACAACCUCACCAGCACCACUGUUGACAUGGCCGGAGUGGACUUUGCCAACCUUCUUUCUACUUGUGGCAACCGCUGGUCCAAGGUUUUUGUCGUUGAUUUCCCGCCCAGCCUGGUUGUUGACGCCCAACACCAGGACCUGCUGAGGCAGGAAUAUCGACGUGUGGCUGCUCGUAUGGGUGUGAAGUACUUCACUGCUGUGGAGCACUUCCCCCUGAGCAAUUUGGUGCUGUGGAGCAAGGAUGGUGUCCAUCUAAGUGAUCGAGAGGGGAUGGGGAUCCUCGUCCAGUUGCUCUGGUCUGCUGCCACUGAGCAACUGGAGACACCACCUCCUACGCCCCGGGUCUCUCCCAAGCCGUCACCUCCAGUUAGGAAAGUCACUCCUAAACUGGUUGUGAGGGAGAGUUUCCGUGCUCCACCCAGCCCUGAACCCCGUGAGUGGAGGACCAUCGGUCAGGGCAGCAAGACGAGCCAUCCUUGGGAACCUCCCACGUCCAGAGAUUCACCCCAGCCCAGGAUGGCUCAUCAGCAGGAGGAGGAGAGCUUCCUUCCACUGAACCCAGUCUGGUUCAGUGGCACAGUCCUAAGUGCCAUGGAGAAAGUCUCUCCCUCUCACCUGUCUUGCCUGGCGGACUUUCAGCCUUCCCCAAAGCCAAAGAAGGUGGCGUCUUCUUCAGCUAAGCGUCGGUCCCGCCCGCGUGACAGAACCCCUCCCUGCCCCCGUCCUCCAGUGAACGAGACGGCUGGAAUGCCUCCAGCCCCGCGUUCCUGGAGGUCGGAUGAGGACGACGCCCCUUUUGACCCUGCUUCCUCAGCUCAGGCAGUGGCUGCUCCGGCAGCAGUAAGACGGCCCAGGACCCUGGAUGGGCACCCCCCCCGCUUCCCAACUGCAGUGUACAAUCUGGUUGACUCACCCCCAGCCAGAUUGUCCUGCAGUUUGGGUGAGACAGACACCCCCGUCUGUUCUCCGAUUGCGAAGGCGGCCAAGGUUCCGACCCCCUCCCCAAAUGGACAGACCUGGACCACCAUGGAUGUGGACUGUGAUCCUCCUUCACCUGAGAAGAUGACCCGAACACCGACUCCAUCCAGGGCCCAGUCACCCUGGUUCAUGACGGCUGCAUCCACCUCAUCUGAAGCACCUACAGAAGAGGAUAAAACCAGGAGCAAGACUCAGCGUGUGGAGUCAAUCCAGGCCAGUCACUGUCAGGAUGACGAUAAGUAUGACGUAUUCUCGCGUAACCAUCAGUGCAGCUGUAAUGCACUGACUUUUUUGGCAUUCCACGCUGAGGGUUGUCAUUUAACCAGGACUGCACUCGAUAGAGUCCUGGAACUGGGAGACUCGUUAUAUACUAGAACCAAAUGGAAACUGAUUCAUGAGAAGACCUUCCAGAGCAAUCACCUGACUGUCGAGGAGAUGCCAGGUGAAGUCUUAACAGACAGACGUUCAUACUAUGUCAAUAAGCGUGACAUCUUCUGUGGCUGUCUGAAAGCUUCCAGCCCUGGAGGACUGCAGUUGGGGUUGCCACUUGCCACCCAGCUGGAGUGUCUAUCAGCAGAGGUCAGCCAUGCUUUAAUCCUCGUCGCUCCGGAGGUCAUUGCUGUUUUCCGUAGCAAGUCCGGGAGGUAUGGAGUGUUCGAUUCCCACUCCAGAGACCAUAGAGGCUUACCUUCUUAUCAUGGCAAGGCGAUUGUCAUGACUUUCACAGAACUCUGUGACAUGGCUGACCACCUCCACACACUCUUCAGAGAUCGUGGAGACUCUGCUACUUACGAGUUUGUCCCUGUUUCUUUUCACACUGACAGCCCCAGUGACCAUCCUCAACAAUCUGCGGGAACCGAAGUCCUUGAUGACCUGUCUGAAACUGCUCUCCCUGUAUUGCAAUCAGACAGUGGGGCAGCUGUCUCAGGUAAGAUUGGGGGUGACCUUAGAAGUUCAACAGCUGUCCCACAAGCGUCAGUAAAGCUCUCCAAAAUGAGCAAGGCCCAGAGGCAAAAAGCCAUGAGGAGAGCACGUCAGCAACAGGCACCAGCGGAAGACAAAGUGGUGUCUCAUGAACUCAGAUGGACCAAAAAAAGUCAUAAUGAAAGGAUGAGGUAUGCCAGCUGUGCCGAAUUUCGUCAGAAAAAAAUUCAGGCACAGAAAAUUCACUAUGUGGAAGACGGCCAUCGUGAACAACGGCUGUCAUCAUUUCGCAAUUAUUACGCAAAAUUUAAAAUGCAAAUAAGAGAACGGUUGGUAAAGCGAUACCAUACAGAUCUUACAUUUCAGGGCAGGCGGAAAAAGUACCUUAUCCAGAGGUAUCAUAUCGAUCCUUCUUUUCGGACCCAACAAAAAAAUUACCUUGUCCAAAGGUACCGUUGCGAUCCUUCUUUUCGUACCCAACGGAAAAAUUACCUUGUCCAAAGGUACCAUUGCGAUCCUUCUUUUCGAACCCAACGGAAAAAUUACCUUGUCCAGAGGUACCGUUGUGAUCCUUCUUUUCGGACCCAACAGAGAAAGUACUUUGUCCAGAGGUACAACACAGAUCCUGCUUUUAAGAGCAGACGAAAAAACUACCUUGUCCAGAGGUACAAGACGGAUCCUGAGUUUAGGCUACAUCACAUCCAACGCUGUAGCCAACUCAGAAGACGCAAGUUGGCCACCGACGCUGGCUUUCAACUGCGUAUGAAAUGGCAGAGAGCACUGAGCAUCAAGAGGAAAUACCGACACCUCGGAACCCCUCACCAGCCAGUGCUCAAUUCUCAGAUGUCGGCAGCAAUAGCAGCAUUUCGUGCAACCGUCAGUCACGGACCCACGUAUGUCUGCACAGUCUGCCACAGGAUAAUGUUUCCGAAUCAAGUCAAGCGAUGUAAGCGAGAGAAAUACUCUGCCAGUGUUAAAGUGGCAGAAGGUUGCUUGACCGGAAGCUAUGUUCACGUUUGUGAUGCCGAGUGUUCCUUUCCCUGCUCUUUUCCGCCAGAGAGACUGCAGGAGUGGAUCUGCCACAAUUGUGACAGCCACCUCAGCAGAGGGAGGAUCUCGACACAUGCAGUAGCGAACAAUUUGGAGUUGGCACCCAUUCCCGCGGAGUUGGCCAAACUCAAUGUGCUGGAAAGACAGCUUAUCGCGAAAAUCCUCCCCUUUGCAAAAAUAAUCGCCUUGCCGAAAGGCCAACAGAGAGCUGUCCACGGAGCCGUCGUGUGUGUUCCGUCAGAAGUGGAAAACGUCGUCAAUAGUCUUCCACGUCCCCAUAGCGAAGCACAGCUACUGCAGGUGAAGUUGAAGCGUCACAUUCGUUUCAAAGGCUACCAGCACUUUUACACUGUCAGCAUGAAGAACGUUCUGGCAGCCCUGGCAAAACUCAGAGAGCAACACUCUGAGUACGCAGACGUGACCAUCAAUGAGGAGGCCACGUUCGAAACCUUUCUCCACGAGCCGGACAAGGACCGAGACUUGCAGCACGACCGUGUAGAUGCUGCACAGUGGGGAGAGGACAGCAUGCUUGAUGAGGAGCUGCUGCAAGCAUCAGAGACAGACGCACAACGGAGUCAGCAGCCCGACCGAGCUGACCGACAAGGGGAGGAGUCGAGACCCGGUGUUGCUCCGGACACCGACGCGCCGUCACCAGACAUUAGGCCGGAAAUCCUGUCUGAGGAUAUCACGGGGGAAACUGUCUUCGACGACCAAGACUCGCAGCAUGAUGGCUCAGAUGCUGCGCAGUGGGGAGAGGACAUACUUGACGAGGUGCUGCUACAAGUGUCUGACAGCUACACUGACCUAGACCAGGGCAAUUUAGCUGCAGACACAACCGCGGAACAGCAGGAGGAGCUAAGACCUGGUCUUGCUCUGGACACCUGCAUGCAGCCACCGGAUAUAUCGCAAGAAAUUCUUUCUUAUGGUGACGGCAUAUUCAGUGUUGCCCCCGCCCAAGGCAACAAACCAGUGGGAUUCUUUGCGAUCCCCAAACUGGAAGCCAUGGCAUUUCCCAUCCAGUUUCCCACAGGGGAGAACACGCUGGAUGAAGACAGGCCCGUCAAACUGUCUCCCAGCAGGUACUUCAAUGCCAGGCUCUUUGGGGCAGAUAGGCGCUUUGCUGAAGACCAGAGCUAUCUUUUCUUUGCGCAGUUUGUGACUGAGACGCACAUCGCGAGAAGCAGCAUGUCCAUUCAGAUGCGUAAAGGAAAGAAGCUCACUAAAGAUGGGAAUGUCAUCAAAAACUCCAUGCUCCAGGACAAAGAGGAGGUGGAGAGAUUAAUUCAGGCAAAAGAGGCCACACGGUUCAUGCAGCCUCUCAGAGGCACGCCUGCGUAUUGGCACAAAAGCCUGAAAGAUCUACACGCGAUGCUCAGGCAAAUGGGCAAACCGACAUUCUUUUUGACCUUCUCGGCGGCUGAGAUGAGAUGGCCUGAAGUCAUUCAGGUCAUCAAAGCUCAGCAAGGUCAGACACUUGGAGAGUUUUCAGAGCUGGACUGGAAAGCCAAGUGUGACAUUCUGCGCAGCAACCCCGUCACGGUGAUGCGCAUGUUUGAAAAGCGGGUGGACUCUCUGAUGUCGGAACUAAUCCUCUCAACGGCACAGCCGAUAGGCGAGGUAGAGGAUUUCUUUUAUCGUGUGGAGUUUCAGGCCAGAGGAAGCCCACACAUACACAUGCUGGUCUGGGUUAAAAAUGCACCCGUCUACGGUGAGGACAUCGACGAGAAGGUGUGCAAGUUCAUCGACUGUUACAUUUCCUGUCAGAUGCCUGACCCUGAGACGGACCCGGAGCUCCACAAAAUUGUCUCCGAGGUUCAGGUGCACAGCAGGAACCACUCCUCGUCCUGCAGGAAGGGAAAUGUGUCGUGUCGCUUUGGCUUCCCCAAGUUGCCGAUGGACGUCACAUGGAUCACCGAGCCGUGCGCCGUGGAUUUGCCAAGCGACGGCGUGGAAGAAGGUCAAGAUCAGGAAGGGCAGAGAAAGGUAUGGAAAGCGAUGAUCCAAAGGCAGCAAAAGGAGGCCAAGGAUAAGCUUCAGGCAAUCAGGCGUGUCCUCAUGGAUCCGAACGCCUCGUUCGAAAGCUUGUCAGAUCUCCUCCGCCAUUGCGACUUGGAGCACGAGGCAUACAUGAAACUUGCCCAAAACCUGACAAGCGGUAGCGUAAUCCAGCUGAAGCGACAUCCAAAGGAUUGUUGGGUCAACGCGUACAACCCAGACCUGCUCCGCGCUUGGAACGCCAACAUGGACAUCCAGUACGUCCUCGAUGAGUACUGUUGUGCCAUGUACAUGAUGUCCUACAUCAGCAAGCCGGAGCACGAGAUGACAGAGCUCCUGAAUAAUGUCAUCAUGACCACCAGAGAGUCCGACAUUAACCAGCGCGAUGAGAUGAAGACCAUCAUGCAGGCGUACGCGAAGCACAGGGAGGUAAGUGCCCAAGAGGCGGUGGCUCGCACGUGCAGUCUACCGCUGAAAAAGUGCUCGCGGUCAGUCAUCUUUCUUUCCACUGAUGAAGAGGGCCUGAAGAUGAGUCUUCCCAUGAAUCGACUCAUGGAUUUGGCACCAGAGUCUGAGGAGGUCUGGAUGUUGGGGGUGCCUGACAAGUACCUCUACAGACCGCAGACUCGCGAAUUUGAAGUCAUGUGUCUGGCCGAGUUUGCGUCGGACUACAGGGUAGUCUACGGCCAGCAAGCACAGCGUGAAAGUGCCAUACCCCUUCUUGAUGACAAAGGCUUCAUCACAAAGAGGACGACGGGAAAACCAGCAGUCAUCCGAUUCGCCCGCUUCUCUGAAACCAAGGUGCCAGAGAAGCACUUCAGACGACUGCUGAAGCUGUACCUCCCCCACAGAUCCGACUACGAACUGAAGGACGAGGGUCACCCCACGUACGAACAGUUCUACAAACGUGGUCGGUGGCGGGGAAACGCUGUCAGACGUAUCGUGGACCGUAACAUGGAGCGAUACGAAGGAAAAGGCGCAAAUAUGGACAAGGCACUCCAGAGCGCUCAGAGUGGUGCUGUCCUCAACGCGUGGAACGCUUUUGCGCCCGAGGUUGAGGUGGACCGGGACGAGUGUCUUAAUCUGCGAGAAAUCGUCCCAGAGGAGCAUGAAGAAGACGCUGUCCCCGACUACGAAGUCCUGGAUGUUGGGGAACCGGUUCCCAGAAUCGAGGCGCCUCGGCUGAGUCCGGACUUUGUCCGCAAGAUGUUUCAGAGUCUGAAUGAGACCCAGGCGUGCGUCUUCUACAGCGUUCGGCAAUGGUGCCUUCGACGCGUGUGGGGCCACGAUCCAGAACCGUUUCACUACUUUGUCUCGGGUGGAGCUGGUUGUGGCAAGUCCCACGUUAUCAAGUGCAUUCAUGAGGAGGCAACAAGGAUUCUUCGAGAGCUCCCGAGAUUCCGUGACAUGGCCGACAUGUCCCAGCCCGCUGUGCUGCUGACCGCAUUCACAGGCACGGCAGCUUUCAACAUCGCUGGAAAAACGUUGCACUCAGUCCUCAAGCUCCCAAGGUCCCUGGAGCCGCCGUACCAGGGCCUGGGCAAUGCACUUGACGAAGUCAGAGCAACCUUAUCUUCUGUGGAAAUUCUCAUCAUUGAUGAGAUCUCCAUGGUUUCCAAGAAGCUGUUCGCCUACGUCAACUGGCGAUUUCAACAGAUCAAGGGAAACCGAAAACCAUUCGGUGGCAUUUCUGUCCUCGCUGUUGGCGACUUUUACCAGCUGCCACCGUUGGGUAGAGCCAAGCCGCUCUGCGUUUAUGAGGAGACGGAGUUUGAUCUCUGGAGAGAUCACUUCACCAUGGUCAACCUGACGGAGAUCAUGCGCCAGAAGGAUGAUCGAGCUUUCGCCGAACUCCUCAACCGUCUGCGAAUCAAGCGAAAGCAAGAUGCUCUGUGCGACCAAGACAGACGGUUGCUUAUGCAGACAGUUAGUGACGGCAAGGAUUGUCCAGCAGAAACGCUGCACAUCUUUGCCACUAACAAACAGGUGGACAGUCACAAUGCGGCGACCGUAGCCACUAUACUCCAAGAUGACGUCAACAUUGUAGCUGAGGACUACAAGAAAGACGUCACGACGGGCCAGAAGGUGCCCGUGCACAAGGUGAAGGGCACCAAAAGAGAUUUGCCUGACAGCAUACUGGCUGCUCAAGGAGCACGUGUUAUGCUGAUCAGGAAUCUCAACGUGGAGGAUGGUCUCGUCAACGGAACCUUCGGAACCAUCUCCAAUAUUGUGACUGACAGACAUGACCCAAGAACUGUUAGACUUCUUGGACUGCAGCUGGACAACCCCACGGCAGGACAGACUCUUCGGAAGAAGCUUCUUGGCCCCUCGGACAACUUGGCGUACAUCGAGAGAUCCGAGGAGAGCAUUGGGAACAAGGGCGGAGUUGUGAGACGUCAGUUCCCCAUCAAGCUGGCCUUUGCGUGUACGGCCCACAAAGUUCAAGGGAUGACGGUGACGUCAGCUGUCGUGAGUCUUAAACGUGUCUUUCAACCGGGAAUGGCGUACGUGGCACUCAGCCGCACUACAUCACUUCAAGGUCUCACAGUCACAGACUUUGAUGAGAAGAAGAUUUAUGCCGACCCGGCAAUCACAACAGCCCUGGAACAGAUGCGCAGUGCGAGUUUCCAGAGCACCACUCCGCUGCUGCAUCACAUGAAGUCGACUGAGCGAACAGAGACCACUGUGACAAUCGUCCACCACAACACGCAGGGGCUUCCAUCUCACAUGGUGGACCUGAGGGUGCAUCACGAACUCAGGUUGGCAGAUGUGUUGUGUCUCACCGAGACGCAUCUGUCAGGGUCCCCUGUAUCAGAGUCCUUCUUUCUGGAGGGACACAACAUUUUUCAACGCAGUAGACGGGCGUCUUACACCGCAUGUCCGGACAUGGCGGCAAAAGCCGGUGGUGGAGUUGCUGUGUACUGCAAGAGCACUCUGACGGCAGAGUCUCCGAGGUGCACGCAACAUGUCACAGACCUUGAAUGUCUUGUUAUUAAAAUUGACGCACCAGUCAAAGUGCUAAUAGCCACUGUGUAUAGACCCCCAGAUUUCGGUUUGCAAAAGUUUUUGCCAAACCUCAACACCCUCUUGGACACAUUAGAACUCAUGGAUCACCAGCCCAUCAUUGUUUGUGGUGAUUUCAAUGAAGACCUCCUUUCCAAAGGCAAAAAAAGCAUCAGAGAUGCACUCCUGUCCAGAGGCUACACACAAUUGAUCACAGAGUCUACGACAGACAAGAACACCCUGAUUGAUCACAUUUACAUUUCCCAACCUGCUAAAUGUGUUCAGUCAGGUGUUCUCCAAACAUAUUAUAGCUAUCACAGUCCCAUCUAUUGCAUUUUGACUAGCUAAAACUCUUUUUUUCAACCGCGUUUAUCAAUGCCAUCACGUGUAUUGGCCGUUUUAAAAUAUUUAAGGAGACUCAGCAUUUUGCGCUCGUCACAUGGUUCCAGUGUCAUGUCAUGUGUUUUCAUGUGACAUGUUUCCCGCGUCGUCUUGUGGCACAUUUCGUGUCACACGGUUCCAGUGUCAUGUCAUGUGUUUUCAUGUGACAUGUUUCCCG